AUGACUCUGGCCAUCCUCGCCGUCACCGGUAGCGCUGGCUCGCUUUCAUCGACUCACUCAAGUCCCCGCACGACGGGCGCGUCUACUACGGGCGUCGCCACCCGCGACCGGCUCUGGCUCAUCGACUACCAUCCCGACGCGCCGCCGCUGCCCGAGGGAGCUACCAGGAAGUACAGGCUCGCGUUCCUCGACUUCGUGCACGCCGCCCUGUCCGCUGCCGUGUUUGGGGUCGUCGCCGCCAUGGACAGGGACGCCGUCGCAUGCCUGUGUGGGCCCGCUCUGGCCAGGGAGACCCAGGAGCUCAUCAACGUCCUGCCGCUUG
Miscanthus lutarioriparius is the source of this 322-nucleotide messenger RNA. NCBI's taxonomy places the organism in Eukaryota, Viridiplantae, Streptophyta, Magnoliopsida, Poales, Poaceae. The record is from the annotation of a GenBank genome assembly.